AUGGACGCCCUAUACACUGCCUUCAACUCUGGAAAGCUGGAACCCUUCGUCCAAUCUGUGUAUAGAGAUGGAACCAUCGACCUCUACGCCAACAGUGAAGCCAUCUGUCUGUUCUCAGGGAGAGAAAAUGAGCCUUACCUAGACAGCUUUUUGGGUGGUAUCUGUCUUCGAUACAGCUGCAACCGGCUGAUCAACGAAGGACCGUGGGAAGACCGUCUGGAAGCUGCCAAGCAGAUGGUCCAGAUCCUCACUCGUCACUAUAAGACGCCCAUUAUCGACUCCAGUGUUCUGCUGAGCAUGCACUCCGUGUUCGAUACCAUGGUCUCUCUGGGUGAGGAAUGUUGCGUCUCUUCAGGCUCAAUCGACUUUGUGCGCUUCGGAAGAGUCUUCCAUGGCAUCACGCUGGUCUACAUUUUCAUAUCCGAGCUCAACCAGGCAUUAAUUUCUAUUCCUGACUUUCUGAUCCAACGUUGGGGAGCACUCAACCUACGGGCCAACGCCCUAGGCAUUUCUGUCCAACCCAAGACCAUGACCAAAGUUCUAGACGAGUCUCGAGGUCUUGUUUUGGGCAUGCCUGUGUCCAAUGGAGAUUCUGCUACUGCCCAUUACCUACUUUCGCGAUUCGGAAAGAUCUCCCAGAUACUGACAGGACUCCAACAGUCUCCAAAAAUCAGCCUUGGUGAGAUAUUGAGCUUCUGUGCGUCAGAACCUGACCUGCAGUUCCUCUCUCUCAUGCUUGUUCGUCAAGACUACUACGAAGAGCUUGUCGAGCUGCUGGAGAACCCUGAUGAGGAGAUUGUGGGCAUGACGACCAUUCUUAUGGUUCGUGUUGGUCUCACAAUCAGAUUCAUUGACCCUGAGGAGGAGCUGCCAAGCCAUCCAUGUGUCCCACGAUACUCCACGGGUUCUCUCACCCAACAGAUGGAGUUUGUGUUCCAGAUUUUGGACCGUCCAGACCUCUUGUCGGCCAAAAUGAACUCUUCUAACCCCCAUCACACCUGGAUGGGUGCUCUGUCUGCAGUGGUGACUGAGUGGAUCGCCGCUGAUAAACCUGAGGAGGUGUACGGAGCGAACAAGAAGUUCUAUGAGCUUGAUCCCCCUGUAUCACUCAUUUUUGCGCUGUGUAGACUCCUCUACCUCGUUUGUGAGAUGAAUGGGGCUGGAAAUAAGGAUCUUGUCAUCGGUAACAUUCUCUCCUAUGUCUCUCCUCCAUCUCCGCUUCUACCCUCCAAGGUAGAGCCUAUCAAGUUGGAAGACAGGUACCUUCCUUUCCAGCUGGGCGAGUUCGAGGGCACCACGAUGGCUACCCGGGAGAGAAACCACGUGAUUCUCUCUUUAAUUGGGGUCAUUAGACUCCAGAUUGAAUACACAUACUCUUUUAUUCGCGAAGAGAUUGGCAAAGAUCUGAUUAGAGUGCUCUUUUCUGGACUCCUGGCAGCCUAUUCCAACUGCGUUAUCCACGAGGAAACGUCUUCUAUCGAGCUUAUCAUGUCCACUUUCAACGGUUGCAUCCAGGUCUUCCCGUCUGGAGGUCUGAUUCUUGUGGAACUACUGGCUGAGCUUUCGCAGCAGUCUCUACGGUUUGUUGGGGUGUUUGCCACCGUGUUCAGCAGGUUCUAUGACAAGAAGUACUUUUACGGGUGCGAGUUUUACUUCAAUGACUUCCUUAGACGUUGGGGAGACACGCCGUCUUUUGAUAUCACACAGCUGCGUUCCAAGUUCACUUCUUCCUUGGAAGAUAGAGCCACUGUUUCUGGAAGUACUUAG
Yarrowia lipolytica CLIB122 is the source of this 1767-nucleotide messenger RNA. RefSeq lists its product as uncharacterized. NCBI's taxonomy places the organism in Eukaryota, Fungi, Ascomycota, Dipodascomycetes, Dipodascales. The record is from RefSeq and is a predicted model, not a curated record.